GCGCGCCCGCACUGCACUCCCAAACGCACUCGACGUCCGACGCUUUUACAACACGCCCGACGCCUUUACUCGUCCCGUACUUUUGACGACCGUACACAACGAUAAUCCGCUCUCGACGCUCAGCUCUCCCGAGCAUCAGCGAUCCGCACAGCUUAUUCAAAGACAGAGGGGAAUUUUUACCGAACAUAAUCACAGAGAAAAAGCUCCGACCUUCGCUCCGAAUAUCGGCGUACGAUAUACGUGUCGAGCGAGCUUUUUCUGUGGAGAGUACGAAGGGAGAGAAACGUGAUCGGAGAAGAGGGAGGAGGGGGAAAACAAUAACAAAUCUCAAAGUUCCGAACUUGCAGGAAAAUCAUUAUAUGCCCGUUGCUUGAUCCGCGUCAAUUUCGUGGAAUAUACCCCAUGCGAAUGCCACAUUGAAUCAGAAACACGAGGUUCUAGUUUUGGCACCGCAAGCUCAACUUGCUUUCUACCCCUUCAAAGCGGCGGAUCAAUGAUAAAAAUUUAGGAACUUCCGAGUAGGAGAAAGGAAAAGGGAUGAGAAAAGCUUGAGUAAGAGGGGAAAAAGUGAAAAUAUUUAAUUCAGGGUAUAAAACACGCGAGUCGAGUGUGUGUGUGCGUGCGUAUCGCCAUUACGAGAACGGUGAAUUUCAAAGUUACUCUCGAAACUGGAACAGGAACAGGAACAGAAACUGGAGUAGUCAGAUAGCCAAGUCGGCGGUAAAUUGAUGUUUUUGGCAGGAACAAACAGAGGAUUAAAAAGGUAGCGGGGGUUGAGUACGACGGGUUUUGGUGCGUUUCAAAAAUAUCCUGCACUUUCAGGGUGGCUAAUAUUGUGUGUGUUGGUGGAUAUAAAACGUGGUUCACUCGCCACCGAAAUUUUUUUCACGUAAAACGGUCUGUUGAACGAAAAUAAAGAAACAAUAAAAAUAGGUAUAUCGCAUAUGAUAUUUCAGUCGCUGUGUGAUAAAAUUGUGUAAUUGUGUAGUUGUUGAAAUAAUUGUCUUCGUGUAUCAAGCAUAUUUAUCCGUAUACGUAUUACUAAUCUUGUGUAAACAAGAAAAAUUGAAAAUAAUCAAAGUAAAACAAUUCGUGAAACUACAUACGUGCAAAAAGAUCGUCCGUGUAUAAACUGUAAGAAUUUUACUUCGAUAUAGUUAAUAAAAAUUUGUUGGAUAGAAAAAAUAAAUAAGCAAAUUGUACCAGACAUUUGCAUCUUUGAAAAGAAAAAAUUUCGUUCGUUAUUUAAAUUCAGUGCGCGAUUAUUGGUAGAAAAAAUUAUAUAACCCCGUUGUAAAUUUAGUGUAGCAAAGUGACUUCCGCAAAGUGUGCCGGUGAUAAGACAAUUCAGCCAUUACCCCGUGACGUCAUCGUCAGCAUUAAUGAUAAACGGAAUCAGGGAAUCGAAUUAAGAACGAUCACUGAUUUCUCCGGUUUGAAUUACAAGAGUCCGCCGAAUUACACGGACAUCGACGAACGCCUUCUGACAACCGCCCUGACGCGUCACUAUGCCGCAGUGAUGGAGGGCGAGGGCACAUUGGGUCGGGGGCACGCAAACGGGGGCCGCGGAUUGCGCCGGCAGCGGUCCCUGGAGUGGCGUGACCGGCGCGCUUACGGCGGUGCACCCUCGAGUAGCGACGAAGAGGACAACUCCCGUCACGGUGUCGGAGGUCCACCUUCGUCCGGGACCCGUGGGGCCCGAAGUCCCGGGCAAGUCUACGCGUCGCUUCUCGCUCAGCAAUAUAACAGUGCUGGAGAUCGUUCGUAUCGCACGGGGUCAGAUACGGAGGGUGCCGCGACGACGGAUAACCCGACAACGCCGUUUCCAACACCGCCGCCGACCUUGACCCCAAACCACCGACAAGCCUCUCCGUUUCCUUUGGAAAGCACAAAUUCACGUCGACAUCACUACAAUGGAACUGCGUUGCCGGAUAGAUCGCGAAAUGGAAACGGGGAGACCGUGUACGCCGCCCCCACGAAAAAGAACAGCAUCGCCGGUGGUACCCUCGGGAGACGUAAUCGACGAGGACAUGCGAAUGCUUUGAGCAGCAGCUCGACGGCCAGCAGCGAUCGGUCCGAGGCUGUAUUUCCGGACGAACAUUCUAGAAUGCACCUCAACAACGACACUGGUGGUGAUUCCCCGCCAGAGCCAGCCCCUCCAGAAGUCCCGCCGCGGGGCCCUUCCCUUCACGCUACCCAUACGCUACGGGCGCAACAGGCCCGAAACGGCUGCCUACCGAAUUCCACCACCGGAUAUGCCAUUCCACCGGAACAAACGCAGUCCGAGAAUUACCAAGAAUAUUUGAUGUCCGGGAGUCCGCGGAGCUAUCCGGCACGUUCUCCGGGGGUGGCGGGAACUCCGACUCUCACCAGGCUACCCCCACCCCAGCAGCAGGUGACCGUUGGUUCUCUCGGAGGCGGUGUUUCGGCAGGAAACGGCGGCGGUCCAGGUCAGCCCUUAGCGAUGCCUGUUUUUCCGCUCCGAGCUGGUCCGGCGCCUCAUUAUUCCCCGUAUUCGCCGUCGCGUUUCCACAUCGACAAACGCUGCCAACACCGUUGCUCCUGGAAGUGUUUCUCCAUCGCGCUUAUACUACUAGCGGUCGCCCUGACGGCGAUGCUCGCCUAUUUCGGCACCGUCAGCUCCAUGACAAUUAUAGACAGAACCAACUGCAUUUUGGUCCAAGAUGUCAAGGCGGUCACCCACGAGAACGCUCACAUGCACGAACCGAUAUCAACGCAAAUCCCUACGGAAGAAUCACUGCCGACCAGCACAGCCGAGCAUUCGAGCGCAGCGGACAAUAUCGGCGAUCAGCAAAGUGACCCUCAAAUACAGCAGUCGGCCCAAUGGCCAGCGGUGCUGGAGUUGCGCGCUUACAACGUAGCACAUUCCGCCGUGAUUCCACCAUAUCACUUCUGGAACUCGGAGUUCCGUAAUAAACAGCCGGCCUUUAUUCGGUUAAACUUUACAUUACCGUGGGGCGCUAACUUUGCCGUUUACGGUCGUCGAAACGUUGCCCCAAGUGUGACGCAGUACGACUUCGCGGAGUUCGUCAAGGGCGGCAGAGUUGAUCACAGACUGAAAAGAGAAAUAGUAUCCGCCGAAGCCGUUAGUUUCAUGAAAGCCGAACGGAAUUCAAAACCCCUGGAAAUCGAUAGCAGAGUCCUCGUCAAAAGAUCACUCGUCGAACCGAUGCUGGUGAACGUAACCCUCUUACAAUACCUCGACACAGGUCGCUGGUUCCUCUCAGUCUACAACGAUGAACUUCAACCCCACAAGGUCACUCUUGUCGUCACAGAGGCCGAAGGAGUCUCGACAACUUGUCCGAACGAUUGUUCCGGUCGCGGAUCCUGCUAUCUCGGGAAAUGCGAUUGCAUCGACGGUUACCAGGGUGCUGACUGCAGCAAGAGCGUUUGCCCGGUACUUUGCUCGGCUCACGGUCAGUACGGGGGUGGGGUGUGUCACUGCGAAGAUGGAUGGAAGGGCGCGGAGUGCGAUGUACCAUUGGGAGAUUGCCAGAUACCUGAUUGCAACCAGCAUGGACAAUGCGUCCGCGGUUCUUGCGUCUGCAUUCCCGGUUGGAAGGGACACUUCUGCAACGAACGCGAUUGUCCAGAUCCAAGCUGCAGUGGACACGGAGCUUGUGUCUCCGGUAAAUGCUAUUGCAAAGCCGGUUGGCAGGGUGAACGUUGCAAUCAAGUAGAUCAGCAAGUUUACCAGUGUCUUCCGGGAUGCUCGGAUCACGGAAUUUACGACCUUGAAGCCGCUGCCUGCAUCUGCGAAGAACAUUGGGCAGGCGUUGAUUGCUCCCAGCCUAGUUGCGACCUCGACUGUGGCCUCCACGGAUCCUGCGAACAGGGUCAUUGCAAAUGUCACGACGAUUGGACGGGGGCGAGAUGCGAUCAAAAGCCUUGCGACGUUCGAUGCGCUGACCAGGGUCAGUGCAAAAAUGGGACCUGCGUUUGUAGCCAAGGCUGGAACGGUAGACAUUGUACAUUGCCCGGAUGCGAGAAUGGAUGCAGUGGCAACGGUCUCUGCACUUUACAAGAGGGAGAAUACAGAUGCGAUUGUUCGAUCGAAUGGGCAGGACGAGAUUGCAGCAUUCGUCUUGAAAUGGAGUGCAGCGACGGAGUAGACAACGAUCAAGACGGUAUGACGGACUGCUCCGAUAGUGAGUGUUGCUCGCUUCCCGUCUGUUCAGAUCACAUAAUGUGUCUGGCUAGCAACGAUCCCGUCGAAGUUCUACUUAGGAAACAACCGCCGAGUGUGACAGCAUCCUUCUAUCAAAGGGUGAAAUUUCUUGUCGAAGAAAACAGCGUGCAGAGUUACGCUCACACGGACGAGUACAGCGAGAGUGAGUUCUGGAAUUACUUUACACCGCGCCGGGUUGCCGUGAUGCGAGGACAAGUAGUAACCGAACAAGGACUCGGCAUUGUUGGAAUUCGAGUAUCCGUCGACAAGGAUUCACGAUUUGGAUUCACAUUGACCCGAGCCGGUGGAUGGUUUGACGUACUCGUAAACGGUGGAGGUGCCGUUACUCUGCAGUUUCAAAGAAGUCCCUUCAAACCUCUAACUCGCACAGUUUUCGUACCUUGGAAUCAGAUCGUUGUUCUACCCCCGGUAGCCAUGACGCUCAGUGAAGAAAGCGUGUCUUACAGGCCGAAUCAACCCCCCAGUCCUGCCGUUGGCUUCCCAGGGAUCUCGAUGGGACUGUUUGGCGAACAUGGACCUUGCCUGGAACACGAUCACGAAAUAUUACGUCCGAUAAUCGUUGGCACGUGGAUGCCAGAAAAAGUCGGAGGUUUGCCAGGAAAGAGUUUGAUCUUCGCUGAAACUCAGAUCGUUCAAGAAAGCAUUGCUAUUCCGGGAUCGAAUUUACAUCUGAUGUACCAAAGUAGUCAAGCGGCAGGGUACUUAUCCACCGUCAGGAUGCAAUUGACAGGACCUUUCAUUCCAAAGUCACUGACGCAUGUCCACGUGCACGUGGAAAUCGAAGGAUCCCUGCACGCAAAGACUUACGAAGCCGAUCCAAACCUGGAGCACACAUUCGCGUGGAAUAAAAGAAACGUCUACAAGCAGAAAGUGUACGGUGUAGCUCAGGCACGAAUUUCCAUCGGGUAUCAGCACUCCAGCUGCCAGGCGGUAGUCUGGGAAACACAAACAGCAACUUUGCAAGGGUUCGAUGUGGACAUUUCGGACGUCGGAGGAUGGGGAUUGGACAUUCAUCAUCAUUACAAUUUCCACGAAGGGAUUCUUCAGAAGGGAGACGGAUCCACUCUUCACCUCAAACAGUAUCCACGUACAGUUAAAGUCGUCAUGGGUACGGGAUUGCAGAGGAAUUUAACUUGUCAGGAUUGUAAUGGACUCGCAAAAGAUGCCAGACUGCUCACUCCUGUCGCGCUCACCAGUGGACCAGACGGCAGCAUUUACGUCGGAGAUUUUAAUCUCGUUCGCAGAAUUACCCCCGAGGGAAAUAUCAACACUGUUUUAAUCCUUAGCGCGACCCAAGUGGCGUAUCAGUAUUACCUCUCGGUAUCACCAGCGGACGGUCAUCUUUACAUAAGUGACCCUGAAAAGCAUCAAAUCCUGAAAGCUUUAUCGUUAGAGAAAGUUCAAGAUCCCAGUAUCAACAUGGAGGCGGUUGUUGGAAGUGGCGAACGAUGUAUCCCCGGUGACGAAGGUCACUGUGGGGAUGAGGGACCAGCGAUUCAUGCAAAACUGGCUCAUCCUAAAGGAAUUGCAAUCGCCGCUGAUAAAACAAUGUAUAUUGCUGACGGCACAAAUAUCCGAGCUGUAGAUCCUCGCGGCAUAAUCCACACUCUUGUCGGUCAUCACGGUCAUCACAAUCACUGGUCACCUGCUCCGUGCAUGGGGGCAAUUCCUGCGCAUCGAGCACAACUCCAGUGGCCAACUGGACUGACCCUUAGCCCACUGGACGGUUCUCUCCAUUUUAUCGAUGACAGAUUAGUCCUGAAGUUGACCAGCGAUCUGAAGGUCCGAGUGGUCGCCGGAACACCUCUCCACUGCACGAGUAAUGCCAACAUGGGUGGAGCACCAAGAUCGAAUUCUUCGAUGGCUGCUAAUAACAAAAAAUCAGAUGAAGUUUUGGGAUCCGUUUUGGCAGUGGCCUUCAGUCCGACUGGAGAACUCUACAUUGCUGACAGCGAUUCGCAUAGAGUGAAUUCGAUCAGGAUGGUCGAUUCAUCUGGAAAAAUGUCCCAUUUUGCUGGCCAGCAGCAAGAAAGACUGCGGGGGCAAUGCGAGUGCAACAAUACCACACCUAGUACCAAAAUUCUAGACUCCUGUAGUUGUACCGAUGAUACGAGUAGCACCGAAACACUAUUGUCGUCAAAUGCGAAAUUCUUGGCAAUCUCGGCGCUAGCGGUUUCCCCUGAUGGUGUAUUGCACGUUGCUGAUCAGGGUAGCUUGCACAUUUUAGCUUUACAGCCCUAUCUUCCGAAGCUGGAUGAGAGCGGAGAAUUCCAUAUUCCUUUCCCCCCAUCUAAUGAAGUCUACGUUUUCAAUCGCUACGGUCAACACGUAGCAACGAAAGAUCUGACCUCUGGGAAAACGAGAUACUCGUUUUUGUACAGCAAAAAUACAAGUUUCGGAAAAUUGGCGACCGUCACAGACAGCGCGGGAAAUAAAAUACAGUUCUUGAGAGACUACAGCAAUGUCGUUAGCUCGAUUGAAAAUACACAAGACCAUAAAUCGGAACUUAAAAUAUCGGGAGUCGGGUUCCUCGUCAAAUUGUCGGAAAGAGGGAGGUCUGAAAUCGCACUCGAUUACGAUAGCUCGACUGGACUGCUGACCAGCCGAUCAGGUGGCAGCGAAACGUACAUGUACUCGUAUGACAAUCUCGGACGAGUGACGGACGUGAUACUUCCGACCGGUGAAAAAUUGAAAUUAAGUUCUGGAUUAUCGAAGAAUGAGGGACUCGCUGUACGAGUUUCCGCGCCACUUCAGGCUUUGAGAAAGGGAGACAGUCACCGAUUACUUGAGCUAAUAAUGAAGAAUGAUAAGUUCAAAACCCUCCAGAUCACAGACGGAACUGAGGUAGAAGUAGCUACUGCCUUCACCAACAGUAGCAUGACGAUUUCACUCCCUGGAGGUGGCACCGUCAUGAGUGCAGCAAAAGCCAAGCAUCCGCUAUUAGAAGCCGCGUUACCAGUAGAAGCGGAAAUGCUUCCGAUGUGGAGUUAUCAAGUAAUGAAUCUCGGCGAGCUCACCAACACGAUGACAACGUCGUAUAAUCUCGUCGGUGACGUGAGCCACUUGCAACAGACAUUGAACCGCGAGAUUUGGGUGAACGAAACCAGAGUAAUAGGUGUGGAAUUUGAGCAGGCUUUCAGCCGAGAGACAUUCUACGACAAAAAUCGCACUCCGUUAUUAACCGUAACCUUUGAUCCCGCGGGUCUCCCGUUGAACUGGCAGCCUUACCACCACGGUCAUAAUCUAAGCAUAUCAUACGAUUCCUUCAACCGCAUAGAAAGCUGGAAAUGGGGAGCAUCUGAUGAAACUUAUAGCUACGAUCACCGCGGUCAUCUCGCAAAGGUGACCAACAGUCAAGAUGGGACCAAGCAAUACACUUAUAACAAUUAUAAUAUGCUGGCGAAAAUCACCCUUGCCAGUGGUCGAAAUUUCUCUCUUCAGUACGACGAUGACGGUGGACUACGUCAUGUCACUCUUCCAUCGAAUACCAAACAUUCUUUCUCGUGCCAGGCUUCUCUCGGAUUUUUAAGGGUCACUUAUACACCACCUGGAAGCUCGAGAGCUUAUCUACAGCACUAUAGUCACAAUGGAAACCUUUUACAAACUGUUUUUCCCGGAGACGGUGCGAGAAUCGUGUACAGGUAUCACACUUCCGGUCAAAUAGCGGAGAUAAUCCAUGGCGAUGGUAAAAGCGAAAUAAUAUACACAGAGAACGGUCUUCCUUCGGAAGUUAUACACUCUGAGAAAGACGUCGAGUACAAGUGGGAUUAUCAGUAUAAUGCAGGGCUUUUGAUAGAGGAGCGAAUAGAUUUUGGGGCCAAAACUGGACUCAGCAAUGCGAAGUUCACUUUUGAGUAUGAUAACAACUUCCGGUUAACUGCGGUUCAAGGUAGAAUCGGUGGCCAAAAUCUUCCGCAGCAUCCCAUGGCGUACAACCCGAAGACUGGAACACUCGAUCAAAUUGGACAGUUCAAAAUAGCCAAGCCCAAAAUGAACGAGACUACAGUCUCUGAUGGAACAGCUCUCUUCUCUAGAAGUACCAACGGCAGAUUUUUGGAGACCAAAGUCACGGUGACCAUAUACAAUAUUGAAGUAUUCAGGAUGGAAUUCACCCACGAUUCUAGAGGACGAAUCAAUCAAACCAGAACGUAUACUCGUAAUCUUGGCGGUAACCCUUACACGAGCGUUAAAAAUUAUACUUGGGAUUACGACGGUCAAUUAUCAGGAGUCGAAGCUCAGGAACCGUGGGGCUUCAAGUAUGAUAACAACGGAAACAUGCUGUCUUUAACAUACCGAGGAAACACUAUUCCCAUGGAGUACAACGGGAUGGAUAGAAUUGUCAAGUUUGGCGAGGGACUUUACAAAUACGACAACCGAGGUCUGGUCAUUCAGAACGCUAGAGAAGAGAGAUUCAAUUAUAACGCGAAAGGAUUGCUAGCCCGUGCCAUGAGGAGGGGACGAUUCGACGUACGUUACUAUUACGAUCACUUGGAUCGGCUCGCAACUAGAAAAGACAAUUACGGAAAUGUCACGCAGUUCUUUUACAACAACCAAGAUAGACCUCACGAAGUCAACCAAAUCUACAGCCCCCGUGAUGGUAAACUGAUGUCCCUUGUUUAUGAUGACAGAGGACAUCUUAUUUAUGCCCAAGUUUAUCGGCACAAAUAUUACAUCGCUACUGAUCAAUGCGGAACACCAAUUAUGAUUUUCAAUCAAUACGGAGAAGGAAUCAGGGAAAUCAUGAGAUCGCCCUACGGACAUAUUGUCUACGAUUCCAACCCCUAUCUCUAUCUACCAGUUGAUUUCUGUGGCGGACUUUUGGACCCGGUGACAUCGCUUGUCCAUAUGCCUAAUGGAAAAGUUUACGAUCCGUUGAUCGGGAAGUGGAUGUCGCCGCUAUGGGAAAAUGUUUUGGACAGGGUUGCUACCCCGACACAUCUCAACCUUUACAGAUUCAAUGGAAAUGAUCCAAUCAACGUUAGACACACGAGUCAACAAAAUCAGCCCACAGAUCAUUUGACGUGGCUUUCACAUCUCGGGUACAAUUUGAAGAAUCUUGCCCCUCAGCUCUUCCCAGAGGAACUUCCAGGCGGUCCUGAUGGCUCGUCAUUGGGGCCGAGUAGUUCGAUAUUUGGGUCCAAAGACAGAGUCAGAAACCUAGGAGUGCGAUCUGGUUUCUUGGCAUAUAUAGCUCAGAGGCACUCAGGGGAUGCUGCGAGUUUAUCUGCACCCCCUCGUUCUGCAUUAAAGAAAGAUGCCAGUGAAUUAGUACCGAAUCGUUUAGGUGCAGCUUCUGAUCCGCCAUUCGGAAAAGGAAUUCUUGUAUCUCGAACGGCUGAUGGCCAAGCUGUAGUAUCAAGUGUCCCAGCAGCCAACGCGAUAUACAAAGAUGUUUUUACAUCCGUUUUCAACAGAUCUUACUUCCUACCGUUUACGUUCGUCGUUCACAGCGCUCAACAGGACGCUUUUUACUUUGUCAAGGAAGAAAUUGAGAAAGCAACUGAAGAUUGUGGUCAGUUGAAGCGUCUAGGUGGUCAGGUAAACACGACUCUCCACGAAAACGAAAACGGAAGUGGUAGCAGUUCAUUGACCGAUGUUAAAAUCCACGGUACUAGUGCCGUUGUAAACUUACGAUAUGGAACAACAGCUGAAAAAGAAAAACAACGGCUCCUUCAUCACGCUAAGACCACAGCGAUACGAAAAGCUUGGCACAGAGAAAAAGAGGCGUUGCAAAGUAACACGUUAACGACUGUAGAGUGGAUGGUUACGGAACAAGAAGAGAUACUUAAAGUCGGUCACGCAUCAAAUUACGAAGGUGAAUACACCCACGACGCACAAAUAUACCCAGAGCUUGCGGAAGACCCUUACAAUAUAAGAUUUGUGAAAAAGGCUGCGGAUUCGUCUAGCAAGAAACGUCGUAGGAGGAGAGGUACUCCGGCCUGCAAACUUUGGUGGUUGGAUCCAUUCUGCUAAAAAGUUGGAGGUAAGGGAAUCAUUCAAAGAAACUCACGCUCCAAAUUAAUCUUUAAUGACAGCCGAAUCUGUCAGUGAACUGAAUAAGAAAAAGCCGCUGUACGCUCAGCGCUCUAUAUGCACACAGAUUAAAAAAAAAAAAAAAACUAUCAACAAAAUUUUAUACCAAAGUCUAUUUGUGUAUUUCAAAGAUGCCAAAACACUAACGUUAUAAAUAAUACGUAUAAUAGGGUGUAGUGGAAAGAGUUAUAAGAAUUGAGUGUGGGGUCUAUAUACCUAUUUAAAUAUUCGUGCCGAUAUUAAAAGAUUUAACUAACUGUCUGGUUACAAUUUUAUUGUUGCCAAUAAGUUUGUGAAUUCAUCGAAAAGCGGGUUGAGAGUUUCUUUAAAAAAUAAAAAUCAUUUAAUUAAAUAAUCAUAUUAAUGAAAACUGAACAAAUGAAGUUGGAACGGUCAAGAAGAUGAAAAGGAUCACCUGUUGAUUUCAGUACAGGCGUAUUGAUAACGAUAAGAGGAUGAAUCAGACCUGACGUAAAUGAAUAAUAAUGUAUGGAUACCGACAAUGUCGGAACCUAUAAAUUACCGUACAUGAGAAAAACGUAAAAAUAAAGAAUAAAGAAACAUUAUUGAACGUAAAAUAUGUAAUAUACCAUAAAUAAAUUUAAAAGAAGCGAGAAAAGAAAAACUAUAACAAACAGUAAACUGCAUUCAUACAAGGUAACUAGGAAUUUAAGGACAAUUAUUCUCACGGCCAUUUAUUGUUGAGGCGGGAUGAGUGAGAAAACCUAGUCAAUAUAUAGCUUUACAUCGGCAUAUUUAAGCUAGUAGAGUAAUAUUAUAGCGAUAUUGAUGCGCAGCAUUUUUAAAAUGACAUAUAAUUGUUAUUUCAGAAAAUGAGGUGACAUAUCGCUAUACACUGUAAAUACCUAUACAAUAUUUUACUAUCGUAAUUGGUAAAUGUACAGGUGUUACAUAUUAUUAUAUAUACAUAUUAAACCGACAUACCUACUAUGGUACAUAUUAUACGUAUAGGGGUAACAAUGAAUGAAUUAAAAGUAAAAAAACAUUUAAUUGAAAACACACAAAAAAAAGAAAAUAAGAAAAAGUAAAAAAAAGACAAACAGAGCGAGAAUGACUGAAAAUAUAUAGAACUCUCAACAGUGAAUGGCCAGGACGAAGGAAAGAAGAAGGGAAAGAAGAUGGAGAAAAAUUGAAAGAAGAGGGGUCGGUUGGUAUUUGUUAUGUGCGCUAGAUCUAAAAUAGGGCUACUCUAUAAAUGGACGUUGCGUUAUCAAUUACCUAAUUAAUUAAUUAAUAAUAAAUUAAUUAUAUAUUAGAUAAUCUUAGGUGUGUGCAGAUGGGUGUGAACUGAUAUAGGCGGGGUUGUAUCAUAGUGGUGCUUUCUCGGGUGGAGAAUCGGUGCAAUGCUUAUAUACCUAUAGUGAUCGAGCGAGAGACAGAGCGAGAAAGCAGAUAGCGAAGCUAACAUAUUUUUAACAUGAAUGUGUCGUACCCUAGAGCUAUAGUGUCAGCAAGUAAAGGUGUAUCGAAAUUUUUUUAAAAUACCGACAAUUAGGUAGCUACCAAUGAAAGGAACGAAUGCGAUCAUACGAGAUUGAAUACAUAAUUAUAAACCACAUUAUCGCAAUACUAUAAAUUACGUGCGUAACUUUCACGAAUGCGUAUAAUUGAUACGUAUCAUACAUACGUACAUGCAUACACACAUACACAUAUACACACAUUCAUACAUACACACAUACAUGCAUACAUGAAAUACAUAAAUACAUGCAUAUAUACCUAACUUCAUAUAUUUGUGCUUGCUGGAAUAUAAAUAAACACACGAUAUGUUUUAUGUUUUACAUCAUAAAAUAUUAAAUGUAUACCUAAAUUAAUAUACCAUCGCACGUGUGGUAUAAAAAAAGGAGGAGAAGAGAAGAACAUAAAAUAAACAAAAUAAGAAAACACGUACAUAUUGUAACUAGACAUGAUGUACCCCAACCCAAAACCCGAACCGCGUAUAUUAACGUAUUUAAAUAUAUUAGCAUUCAUAAUAUAUUUCGUUUGCCUGCAUUGAGGAAACCAUACUCAGCAUAUUGAAUAUAAUUAAUAAUAAACUCACCAUUCAACGGGGAAAAUAAGGAAAAGAAUAACGGAUGGGUAAAAAAAUGAGAGAUGUAGCUGCGGAUCAUCCAACCAUUGUAAUGUCUGCAUAUAAAUGGCUAACUAUUAUUAAUUAUUUAAUAAUAAUUACCAUUAAGUGUAUAAAUAGGAUUAGACAUGCUUUGUAAUGCAUUUUUAAAUUACCAUUGAAUUAAAUAACAUCGUUCAAAGCAUAGAGUAUUUUUUAAAUAUCAAGUGUCAAAUUAUAUACACAGCGAGAUAUCAUCGCCCUAGUUGAUAUGGAAAUGGGUGAACAAAUGCGUCCGCUUCCAAACCUAUAUUGAAUUUGAUCACUUUUUAACUUCCAUGAAGUUCGUCUUGUUUCAUAUUUAAUUGAUCGUUAUUAUAGUUUGUUAUUUUGAAGGAAAGGAAAAAAAAGAUAAACUAAAUAAAAUCUCCAAUUAUUCUCUAACAAUGUAGAAAUCGAACAGAAUAGGGUGGCCUAUUAUAGCUAGACCCUGGUCCACGUAUACUUGAUUACUAAAAUAAUGGAUUAAUUAAUUAAUUAAUUAAUUAAAAGAAUAAUGUUAAGGGAGCUGAUUCGAGGCACAGCUCGGCUACGCUAUAGCUACGACCACUACCUAGGUAGAUUACGCUAUUUUGCCGCUGAUCUAAUUGUUUACUGUCAAGUGUUGCUGUAAACCUAAACUGAUAUAUGAUAUUAUAUUUUAUUUAUAUAUAAUCUAACGAACUGUAUUUAUUGUAAAUAGUCACGAUGUUUGCUAUGAUAUAAUAUAUCUGUAACUGGAUGGAAUCUGCCUGAUCUGCGCCCAGCCCUGUCCUUCACAACUAUAGACACUAUAUGGAAAUAAAUCUUGAGUUUAUGUGACAAAGGAGAAAACAAAAAAAAAUUGAAAACCCAAAAACGAGAAAUGAGAUGAAUGAAAAGAUAAUAUAAUUAAUAUACCUAUAAUUACACCGAUGUCAAUACACUUCACGUUUUUGUAUAACGAAUAUUGCAGACAGCAGCUGAUCACACCAUCAACGCAUAGCGGCGGAAUUCAUCGGAUAAAAUAUUUUGACGAUGUAAUGACGAUAUAAUUCGCGACGCUGAUAUUAAGUAAAAAGAGAAAAUGGGGGGAAAAAAUUCAUAUAUCUUUCUUAAAUAUUCAUAAGUUUGGGUAUCACAUACUACAUAAACAAAAUAAAAUAAAAUAAAAACGUCACACUAGUAAAAAAAAUAUUGUGUUCUCCGGAACCUACACUAAAAAUCGCUGCCACUGCCAUACGGCAAACAGUGUCACGACCCAACCAGCAUGUCCAAUAACUUACAAUAUAUUAUUAUAAGUAUAAUAUAUUAAGUGUUUUCAGAAAAUAUAUGAUCUAUAUAUGAUAAUAAAUACAUAACGUUUUACAUUA
This is a messenger RNA of Athalia rosae (coleseed sawfly), 13702 nucleotides long. RefSeq names its product teneurin-a (gene Ten-a). The coding region runs from base 1520 to 10183 and encodes 2887 amino acids. Gene Ontology annotation, biological process: motor neuron axon guidance. The transcript is spliced from 27 exons. NCBI's taxonomy places the organism in Eukaryota, Metazoa, Arthropoda, Insecta, Hymenoptera, Athaliidae. The record is from RefSeq and is a predicted model, not a curated record.